Glarea lozoyensis ATCC 20868 is the source of this 918-nucleotide messenger RNA. RefSeq lists its product as uncharacterized. The record is from RefSeq and is a predicted model, not a curated record. Bases 1 to 918 code for a protein of 305 amino acids. NCBI's taxonomy places the organism in Eukaryota, Fungi, Ascomycota, Leotiomycetes, Helotiales, Helotiaceae. The transcript has 4 exons.
AUGCGGAAGCUCAUCCAGCUGGCUGGCAUUCUUUCUUUUAUCUCCAGCAGAGUGCAAGGCUUUGUUGUUCCUCCACUAGCACCUGAGCGGCAAGUAGCUGAGACCCCUGCUACAAAUAUCUCUACGCAAACAAUUGAAGAAUCAAUAACAAUCGUCAAGCGAUCCCCUACAAUACCAUCUCCUGCGGUUGGGGAACUAGUUAGAGAAGUGCUCUUAGAUUGCAUCAAACAUGAUCCGGGCGACGGAGCAUUAGAAGACAUCUGUAAUGUGGAUUGUUACGCUCAUCUCUGUCUCGACCGACCAACCACCAUGAAAUACACACCAGGCAAAACGAAUAUAGACCCGAAUCGAAUUUUGAGCGGUUAUGGCGUCAGACCUUUCACUGGUGAUGAUGAAAAGAUGGCUGCAAGAGGGGUAGCACGUCUGGGGCCAGAACACCAGAGUGGAGAGGAAAUACCCUUCGCUUCCACAGCCCAGGGUGGUAGCGGCCAAGAAGGUACCACAGAUGAGCCCGUUGAUUUCACAACUCAAGCUCUUCUUGCUGGGGUCAGGGCAGAGGGGCAACCUAUUCAAGGAAGGGCACUGGCAGAAGCAUAUCGUGAAGCAACACCAUCGCCUGUUCAAAACAUGGGUGAUUGGUUUGAUAUCAAAUAUAAAUCAGAUUCUUAUUACUGCCUGGAAUUGGCCAAAUGGAGAAGUGGCCAGUUGACUGCUCAGCAACGCGAGGACAUAUGUAGAAAGAAGGAAGGAAAGGGAAAAGAAGAUCCUGUAUUUCGCGUCUUUGUCAAAACAACCAAGAAGGGACAAAGAAAUGCCAAAUUCGCACCUGCAGUUCGUGGGGAAGGAGUGUUUGAUUAUUUUAAACCUGUUUCUCGACGCGCUCAGACUGCAGAGAAAGAGGAAGAGAAAGAGGAGUGA